Vigna angularis (adzuki bean) is the source of this 811-nucleotide messenger RNA. RefSeq lists its product as uncharacterized. The transcript has a single exon. The record is from RefSeq and is a predicted model, not a curated record. Gene Ontology annotation, cellular component: chloroplast thylakoid membrane. Gene Ontology annotation, biological process: photosystem I assembly; response to photooxidative stress. Bases 197 to 766 code for a protein of 189 amino acids. Lineage: Eukaryota; Viridiplantae; Streptophyta; Magnoliopsida; Fabales; Fabaceae.
GAUACAUGAUUCCUAUAUUUCACAAAACAAAUAUGCAAAUUAGUGCAGGUGAAGCAGGCUUUGCAAACUAUGCAUAAGUUGUGGCAAUGAUGGCAAGGUUUCUAAAAAUGGUAUAGCCACGAUAUCAAUAUUUUUGGAGUGUCUACAAUAUUGUAAAACGUGAAGAAACCACAACUGUAAUUUGAAAGUUCAUCACAUGAUGGAUAAGCCCAAAAGCUUGAUCAAGAAGAGUUUACAAAAAGAGAAGCAGAUUGUUGUGCAUCCACUGCCACUGAGAAAACCUUCUGUCACACCUUCAAAUGCUUCUGGUUUGUACACUCUACCUUUACUUCAACCUUCUUUCAAAUUCUUGGCAAUUAAUCAACCAAAUUCAACCAACUCAUCACGUGGAGCUUUGUCAAUGAAGGAAGAAACUAAGAGCGUUGAACCAUCAUCAAGUGAGGUCAGAAACAUGACCUACAACUACAAGCUACAAGAAAUUCCAAAAAGUGAUAAGUUUAUGGAAGAGGGAUUCAAAUGCAGUGCACUUUGCAUGCCUCUUCCAGGGUUUGGGAAAAUAAAGACAGUUAAAGCAAGAAAAAAGGAAACCCAAAUGCAUGCAGUGAACCCUGUGCUAUCAUUAUCAAAGCCAAGCUCUUUGGAAAAGUUUGAACGUAGUUGCCUGGUUUCACAAGUCAGAGUUCAUGAAAACGAAGGAGAUAACUCCAUAAGUUCCUACUUUGAUCUUCCAUCCGAAUUGUUUAAAUUCAGCAGCCAUAAUGCAUAACCUGGUUACGUGCGAGAAGCAAGGAAAUUAACGUUUGAGCAUGAG